CGCGUUUGCGGUUCUGUCUCGCCAUUGUCCUGAGACUCGCCGUCGAUCAGAGCGGGAAGGGGUUCUUCCAGUGACCUGUGUCUAUCGACCAGCCAGCCACAAGGCCCGACCUCAUGGUUUUUGGAAUCGUCUGAGAUACGUACUUCGAUCGACUUUAGGGACUUCGACUUAGCAGAACCGCACCUGUCAAGAUGGCCGACAACAAGUACCAAGACAGCCUUGCGCUCGAUGCCGAAACCGCUUCAUUGAUGCUUUCCGGAGGCGUGCAUCUCGGCGGCAAGAACGUAGAUUCCUCGAUGGAGUCGUACGUAUUCAAGCGUCGCAGCGAUGGUGUCAACAUCAUUGACAUCGGCAAGACCUACGCCAAGAUCGUCCUCGCUGCUCGAAUCCUCGCCACCAUCGAGAACCCCAACGAUGUUUGCGUCAUCAGUGCCCGACCCUACGGUCACCGAGCCGUCUUGAAGUACGCCGGAUUCACCGGUGCUCAGGCCAUUGCUGGACGAUUCACCCCCGGUUCUUUCACCAACUACAUCACCCGAUCGUUCAAGGAGCCCCGAUUGAUCAUCGUCACCGACCCCCGAGUUGACCACCAGGCCAUCAGGGAGGCCGCUUACGUCAACAUCCCCGUCAUUGCCCUCUGUGACACUGACGCCUCGUUGAAGUUUGUUGACGUUGCCAUCCCUUGCAACAACAAGUCGCGUCACUCGAUCGGUCUCAUCUGGUACUUGCUCUGCCGAGAGGUCCUCCGUCUCCGAGGAACCAUCGACCGAGGCAACUGGUCGGUCCUCCCCGAUCUCUUCUUCUACCGAGACCCCGAUCAGGUCGAGGCCGACAACGCCGAGAAGGCCGCUGCCCUUGUCGCCGGAAACGCCGCUGUUGAGGGUACCGUUGAGGGUGCCGUCCCCUCCGAGUGGGAUGCCACCAACGCCGCUGAGCCCGCUCAGUUCGCUGCCGAGCCCACUGGCCAGGCUCUUGACUGGUCCGCUGACAACACCGCCGGUGACUGGUCCGCCGACCAGCCCGCCCAAAACUGGUAAACGCACCAUACGCUUGCUCGGAACGAGGCUCGCCGUCCUCUAAUAGGGAGAUGUUAGAGGCGCCAUUCACGACGGGUCGAAUGAGAGUGGAGAGAUGAGAUGUAUUUGCUUGGCUUUGACGGGAAUGAGGGUGUUGAGAUGAUAAUCAAUUUCGAACCCAAC
Messenger RNA from Filobasidium floriforme, 1199 nucleotides. RefSeq names its product ribosomal protein S2, flavodoxin-like domain-containing protein. Gene Ontology annotation, molecular function: structural constituent of ribosome. Gene Ontology annotation, biological process: ribosomal small subunit assembly; cytoplasmic translation. Gene Ontology annotation, cellular component: 90S preribosome; cytosolic small ribosomal subunit; ribosome. The transcript is spliced from 9 exons. Bases 192 to 1037 code for a protein of 281 amino acids. The record is from RefSeq and is a predicted model, not a curated record. Lineage: Eukaryota; Fungi; Basidiomycota; Tremellomycetes; Filobasidiales; Filobasidiaceae.